Zingiber officinale is the source of this 2601-nucleotide messenger RNA. RefSeq lists its product as uncharacterized. The coding region runs from base 1947 to 2462 and encodes 171 amino acids. Lineage: Eukaryota; Viridiplantae; Streptophyta; Magnoliopsida; Zingiberales; Zingiberaceae. The record is from RefSeq and is a predicted model, not a curated record. The transcript is spliced from 5 exons.
UUGUGGCUUUCACACCAAACCCACUCCGUCGAAACCUUAGUUGCUCGAGGAGUUUUCGUUGAAACCUUCGUCGCUCAGAAAGCUACUUCGCCGAAACCUUCGCCACCCCAUAAGCCCUUUCUUCCCUCUUUUCGACGCUCUCACACUUUGCAUCCUCAAACCCAACCACAACCCUAGUCUCGACUGGCCCCUUUGGUUUGCUUGAUCCUUUCUCUGUUCUUCAACCCCUCGGUUCGUUGCUAAAUUUUGUAUUUAUAUUUUCCGUUUGAGGUUUUGUCUUUGUCACCUCAACUUUGAUUGACGGUGAGGAGGCUGCGAUCCGUCAGUGCUUGUUCUCUGGUAAGGGGAGGGAAUUAGAGUAUCAAGUCUAAUGGAGGGAGAAAAGGGAUUUGGCAUGUGACGUCAGAGGAGGAAGCGCUAAAGAAGAAUAUUGACUGCAUUUACUUCUUAGCUUCUGCAUUGACUUGCAAAAGGUGCCAAGGUGCACUUCUGUUGUCACGAGGAGUGGGAACAAUUACAUCAUUAUGUAUUGGAAAAUGACGCUGAGGUUGAUUCUUACAUUGUGUAAGCGCUCUAGUUUAGUAAUAAUCUCAUGAAAUUGUUAAGAAAAAUAUCCUCUUAAUUUCUUUAUAAUUUUUUCAUUAGGGAACAUAUGACACACUUGAAGCAAAAAUUUCCUAUUAAAGGUGUAAAGUGGUUACAAGAUAAGCACCACCAAAGUUUUAUUCCUUGGUUCCAUGAACAUGUAAGUACCAUAAAUAUUAGCAUGUUUAUUAUUGAACAUACGAAAGCAUGUUUAUUUUUGAACAUAUUAACUUUAAUAAAUUUAAUAAUUUAACCCCCUUAUGAGAAUUAUAGGUUACAAAUACAACAUCCUCUUCCUCCAAUCAAUUAUAAAAAAAAAGUGAAGUUGUUGGCACAUGGACCUAGCAAGCAAGUGCUAAAAUACUCUAGUCAUAUGAUUGAUGGGGUCACUUAUUACAUGAAAGAACGUGAUAAUGUACGAGUUGUUCAAAACUCGAGUGUAAUCUUGCUCGCACAAACAAUGCGAGUUGCAAGUGCAAAGGAUAAAAAUCCAAUUAUAAGAGACAUGAUGUAUUAUGGUAUGAUACAAGAAAUAUGGGAGCUCAAUUACCAUGAUUCUCAAGUUCCAAUGUUUAAGUGUAAUUGGGUAGAGAAUAACACUGGUAUUAGAGUAGAUGAUAAUGGUUUUACCUUUGUAAAUCUCAAGAGAAUGAGAUUCAAAUCUGACCCAUUUAUCUUGGGCACUCAAGCGAAGUAAGUAUUUUAUGUAGAAGACCCUUAAAAUCCCACAUGGUUUAUUGUACUUUCAACUCCAAAUAGAGAUUAUUUUGAAUGUAUCACUGAUGAUAAGUUGGGAGAUACUUCAAUCUACUACCCAUGCUUCACAAAAGGGAUGCCAUCAAUGGAUAUUGACAAAACUAAUGACAAUUAACCACCCUGUAUUCGUGUAGAUUGUGAUGGGAUUUGGGUUGAUAAUGAAAAUUUUUAGUUUGGUAACUUUAUUUAUGGUUUAUAUAUGUGACUAUUUACUUGAUCAAGUUUAUGAUCUUGAAUAAUGUUACACUAAAAUAUUUCAUAUAAAAUUUUGGUUCAUUGUUUAUUAGUAGUUUUUUUGUUGAAUAUACAAAUGUUUAUUUUGUUGUGAUUUUGAAUGAUAUGCUCUAUAGUUGUGCUAACUAUUUCUGCAUAUGCUUGAUGCUUGUGCUAACUAUUUCAAAUUUCUACUGUUAUGAUCAGGUUUUUGGACACUAUGACCACUAGAAAAAAGGGUAAAUCAACGCAUGAUCAUAGUGAUGAGAUAGUUCAACAAGAUAAGAAUUCACAAAAAAAAUGCAAAAGACAAUAAGGGUAAAGGUAAAAUGACGUCUGUUGCUUAAGAUCAUGUGGGUGCUGAGGAUAGCCAAGAGGUAGGAUCAAACGGGAUGACUCAAACAACAAGAUCAAAGAGAGGUCAUACUCAAAUGAAUAAGCUUGUUGUUCAAAGGGUUCAGGGAGUUAAACAGAGUAUGAGAUUUAAUGUGUAUGGACAGACAGUGGGGCAAAAAGUUUUUGAAUUGCAGAGUUUUAUUGGCGUCCUUGCUUGGGAAAAAGUUAAUAUUAAUUACCACUCUUGGAAGCAGGUGUCGGAUGAAGUUAAGAACAUGAUAUGGGAAUCCAUCAAUUUGACAUACAAACUGGACCCAAAAUGGAGGAAUGGAUGUUUGAGCUCUGCAAAUUCAAAGUGGCGUCAGUAUAAAACUCACCUCACUAGGACAUUCAUCCAACCAAAUAGAAAUAAUCCAAAGCUUAUGAACAAGAAAAAAAGUGAACUACAAAGUGCAAGAGGCAAGGUAAACUUAUACCCUCACCGACUUUCUGGAAAAGGAUAUGCGGGUUUGUCUAAAGAAAUAUCUAGUGACUUAUGUGAUGACGAUGAGAUAAACAGAGCCAUUCUCUAGAAAAGAGGACGACUCAACAAAGAAGAGGAAUUUGUUGGCGAUGAGUUGAAGCAAAUAGUGAAUAAGAUUGUAAGAAAAAGUAGACAUAAAUUGCUUGUUUGUACAUAUAUGAUAUAUGUAUAUAUUUAAAGUUAUUGUA